Scheffersomyces amazonensis is the source of this 2578-nucleotide messenger RNA. RefSeq names its product peptide alpha-N-acetyltransferase complex A subunit. NCBI's taxonomy places the organism in Eukaryota, Fungi, Ascomycota, Pichiomycetes, Serinales, Debaryomycetaceae. Gene Ontology annotation, molecular function: protein binding. Bases 227 to 2551 code for a protein of 774 amino acids. The transcript has a single exon. Gene Ontology annotation, biological process: N-terminal peptidyl-methionine acetylation. The record is from RefSeq and is a predicted model, not a curated record. Gene Ontology annotation, cellular component: NatA complex; cytoplasm.
GAUAGGGGAGUUUAUGCAGUACGGAAGACGGAGCAAACAAAGAUGAGCCCUGGAGUUCCGAAUUUUGAGAAUCACACAAAACAUCACAUGAUUAGGAUAACGUGCGCAUGCACCUGAUAUCAAAGCACAUGACCUGCAUAACCCAUAAACUUUUCAGCCAAAUUUUUCAACGAUUUGGGACUACUGAUAAGCCAAAGAACUUCAAGUCACCACUUAGUCGUAGAAGAUGGCAGGAAAGAAAGGUACUCCGAUCUUCUCAUCGAGGGAAGACGCUAAUUUCCGAGAGGCGUUGAAAUUGUUUGAUUCCAAGCAAUAUAAGAAAGCGUUGAAAUUAGUUGAAGCCAAUUUGAAGAAGAAUUCUAGUCAUUCUGAAUCAAUAGCCUUAAAGGGAUGUUGUUACUAUCAUACAGGGAAUCAAGAUGAAGCCGAGGCAUAUAUUUUAAAAGCGGUACAGAAGAGUCCCGAAAAUUAUUUGGUUGAUCAUUUAGCAGGAAUUUAUUAUAGAUCAGUUGAAAAUUAUGAAGAAGCAGCUAAAUGGUUAAAACAAUCUAAUGAUAAUGGAUCUCCUAAUAAACCUAUAUUAAGAGAUUUAUCAUUUAUGCAAACUCAAAUUAGAGAUUAUAAAAAUUUAAAGGAUUCUAGACAACAAUAUUUAGAGAAUCAACCUGGUUUUAGAGCUAAUUGGACUGGUGUUGCAGUUGCUCUUCAUCUUAAUAAAGAAUAUUCUAAUGCUGUUUCUACAUUAGUAAAAAUAGAAGGAAUUAUUAAGGAUUAUCUUACUGAAGCAGAUAGAUAUGAACAAAGUGAAUGUGUAUUAUAUAAAAAUUCCAUUAUUGCUGAAUCAGGAGAUAUCUCUAAAGCUCUUGAAACUUUAGAAUCUGAUAAAGAUGAAAUUAGAGAUGGAUUAUCAUUUUUAGAGUAUAAGGCCAAAUAUUUAUUAAUGUUAGGUAAAAACCAAGAAGCUUCAGUUGAAUAUCGUAAAUUAUUACAAAGAAAUCCUGAUAAUGUUGGUUAUUAUAAUCUUUUAGAAGUUUCCUUAGGAUCAAUUAGUAAACCAAUUGAUACUAGAAUUAAACUUUAUAAUAGAUUAAGUAAAUUCUAUCCUAAAUCAGAUCCUCCUAAAUUCUUACCUUUAACAUUUGUUCCUGGUUCUCAUGAAUCAUUUAAAGAUUUAGCUAAAGCAUAUAUUUUACCACAAUUACGUAGAGGAGUACCUGCAACAUUUGUUAAUGUUAAACCAUUAUAUAAGAAUCAUAAGAAAUUAAAGGCUAUUGAAUCAAUUGUAUUAGAAUUCUUUGAAAAUGAUAUUAAACAAUUAGAUCCAACAGUAUUUGUAUGGACUAAAUACUUUUUAGCUCAACAUUAUUUAUAUCUUAAUGAUCUUAAAAGUGCUAGUACUCAUAUUGAUGAUGCUAUAAAUCAUUCACCUACAUUAGUUGAACUUUAUAUUAUUAAAGCCAAGAUAUUAAAACAUCAAAAGGAAUAUAUUAAAGCUAGUGAAAUCAUGAAUGAAGGUCGUGAAUUAGAUUUACAAGAUAGAUUUAUUAAUACUAAAGCUACUAAAUAUUAUUUUAGAGCCAAUAAAGUUGAUGAAGCUAUUGAAUGUAUAUCAUUAUUUACUAAAAUUGAAGAUGGAAGUGUUAAUGGAAAUAAAGAUUUACAUUUAAUGCAAGCUAAUUGGGCAUUAGUUGAAACUGCAGAAGCUUAUACUAGAUUAUAUCAUGAAUAUCAACUGAAAUUAAGUGAAUUAAAGGAAUCAGAAGAAUCUAAUGAAGAAGUUGAAAAGGAACUUGGAGAAAAUAUUGAGUUAUAUCGAGGUUUAGCAUUAAAGAGAUAUAAUUGGAUUAUUAAAAUCUUUAAGACUUAUUAUAAUGAUCAAUAUGAUUUCCAUUCUUAUUGUAUGAGAAGAGGUACUCCAAGAGAUUAUAUUGAAACUUUGAAAUGGGAGGAUAAGAUUCAUACAACUCCUAUAUAUAUUAGAGUAUUAAAGGGAUUAAGUAAUAUCUAUUUUGAAUUAUAUAAUGAACAAUUAUUAGCCAAAGCAGAAGAAGAAGACGAUUCAUCAGCUACUAAAAAACAAAAGAAUAAGAAACAAAAGAAAGUUAAAGCUCAAGCUAAUAAGAAGAGAUCAGAAUUAAUAGCUAAAGUUGAAGCUGAAAAGGAUGAUACUGAUCCUCUUGGACAAAAAGUUGUUAGUGAUUUACUUGACUCUGAUAUUAUUGAAAGUUUAUUUGUUCUUAUUAAACCAUUAAUUGAUGAAGGUAAAGAUUUAAGAUUAACAUGGGAAGUAUUAUUUAAGAUUUAUUUAAUUCAAGGUAAGUAUGUAUUAGCCUUACAAGCCAUUAAGAAUUUGAAUAGAAUUCUUAGUAGAAAUGAACCAAUUAAAUUAGCCAGUAUUGGUACUAGAGUUAUUGAAUUAUCGGAUACUUUAGCUAAAGAUAAUAAUGUUAAUGUUGCAAUUGCUAAAGUUGUUGAAAAGGGUAUCAAUAGUGCAUUCCCAGAAUUUGAACAAUUAUCUAAAUCAGAAUUCUUACAAAUCUAUAGUAAAUAAGUAAACUUCUAUGUAUAUAAUCCUAAU